Saitoella complicata NRRL Y-17804 is the source of this 1853-nucleotide messenger RNA. Its product is annotated as aspartyl-tRNA synthetase. Gene Ontology annotation, cellular component: cytosol; aminoacyl-tRNA synthetase multienzyme complex; cytoplasm. Gene Ontology annotation, biological process: aspartyl-tRNA aminoacylation. The record is from RefSeq and is a predicted model, not a curated record. Gene Ontology annotation, molecular function: RNA binding; ATP binding; aspartate-tRNA ligase activity. The coding region runs from base 74 to 1777 and encodes 567 amino acids. The transcript has a single exon. Lineage: Eukaryota; Fungi; Ascomycota; Saitoellomycetes; Saitoellales; Saitoellaceae.
UACUCUGCCUGUACCGAGCUCCGCACAAAAGUUAUAGACUUCCCGCACCUCGAUCCCCCUCGAGCAGAACCAUAUGAUGUCUGAGCAACUCGCCGAGCAGACCGCAAAUCUCUCCGUCUCUGAGGCCCCCGCCGCCGUUGCUCCCUCCGCUCCCGCGACUGCCGAUGCUCCUGCUGAAGGUGCUGAGCCCGUUGUCCUCGGUGAGGACGGCAAGCCCCUCUCCAAGAAGGCGUUGAAGAAGAUGCAGGAGAAGGCCGAGAAGGAAAGGAAGAGGAAGGAGCAGGAGGCCAAGCAGGCCGCUGAGCGUGCCGCCAAGGAAGCCGCCGAGGACUUUGCGAAGGAGAACUACGGAAAGCAGGCUAUGAACCAAUCUACCAGCCGUUCCGGCACCAAGCGUGCUCAACUCGCCGAGAUCAGCGGUGCGAACGACGGAGAGGAGGUCGUCAUCCGUGCUCGUGUCCACACUUCCCGGUUGCAGGGUAACACCAUGUGUUUCUUGUCUCUUCGUCAGCAGCAACACACCAUCCAGGCCCUCGUCAAGGCCAACAAGGAGACCAUCUCUAAGCCUAUGAUCAAGUGGACCGGCUCCAUCAACCUCGAGUCCAUUGUCCUCGUCCACGGUGUUGUCAAGAAGACCGCCGAGACCAUCAAGUCCACCUCCAUCCAGGACGCCGAAGUCCACGUUUCUAAGAUCUACGUCAUGUCCGAGGCCGCCCCUCAACUUCCCUUCCAGCUCGAGGAUGCUCAGCGCUCUGACGAAGCUGCCGACGAGCUCGGUCUCCCCAAGGUCGGUCUCGACACCCGUCUCAACAACCGCGUCGUCGACCUCCGCACCACCACCAACCAAUCUAUCUUCCGCAUCUCCUCCGGCAUCUGCCAACUCUUUAAAGAAUAUCUCCUCUCCCAGAGCUUCGUCGAGAUCCACACCCCCAAGAUCAUCGCCGCUGCCUCUGAGGGUGGUGCUAACGUCUUCAAGAUGAACUACUUCAAGGGUAACGCAUACCUCGCCCAGUCUCCCCAACUCUACAAGCAGAUGCUCAUCGCAGCCGACUACGAGCGUGUGUUCGAGAUCGCACCUGUUUUCCGUGCUGAGGACUCGAACACCCCCCGCCACAUGACCGAGUUCAUCGGUCUCGAUUUCGAGAUGGCUUUCGAGGAGCACUACCACGAAGCUGUCGACGUGAUCGAGGGUCUCUUCCUUGCCAUCUUCCGUGGGUUGAAGGAGCGCUUCUCCGCCGAGAUCGCUACCAUCCGCAAGCAAUUCCCCAAUGUCGAGGACUUCCUCCUCCCCGAGACCCCAGUCCGCCUUACCUUUAAGGAGGGUAUCCAGCUCCUCAACGACAACGGUGUCAACGCUUCCCCCCUCGAGGACCUCUCCACCGAGCACGAAAAGACCCUCGGUGCCCUCGUCCGCGAAAAGUACAAGACCGAUUUCUACAUCCUUGACAAAUUCCCUCUCGCCGUCCGUCCCUUCUACACUAUGCCCGACCCCAACGACCCCGAGUACUCCAAUUCUUACGACGCCUUCAUGCGUGGACAGGAGAUCUUGUCCGGUGCUCAGCGUAUCCACGACCCUGCGUACCUUGCACAGAGAAUUCAGGAGAUGGGUGUUGACCCCAGCACGUUGCAGGACUACAUCGACGCGUUCAAGUACGGUGCGCCACCGCACGCUGGAGGAGGUAUUGGAUUGGAGCGUGUCAUUUUCUUGUACCUCGGAUUGGAGAACAUUAGGAGGGCGUCUCUGUUCCCUAGGGACCCCAGGCGUUUGACUCCUUAAGUAGAGCGAGAAGGAAAAGGGUACGAUGUAGGAUUAUGCAGAUGAUAGAAAAUAAUAUAAUAGCAUUCCGCAGAGU